UUGAGAGCCACGUGCUGUGAACACAUGCUCCAACAUUUUAGUGUGCCACAGGGCUUCAGGAAGAUCAAAGAUAUUUUUAUUCGCUCGCUCGCAUUUAUUUCGUGAUGAUGCAAGAUAAACGUGCUCCGCCGUCUCCAUCUAAAGUGGAGGAUCUCAUGGAUGACGAGAUGAUUGUAGAAGAUGAUAUUGAAGAGGUCAUUGAUUUAAACGACCCGAUUUUCGAGAGUUCGAGCUCAUCGGAUGAAAAUGAGAAUCCACGGACGGAGGAUCUUAUGCAGGAGGAUAACGUGAACGAUGCCGUACGCGUCUUUCAUGGUCAUAAGCCUUAUCACACAGUAUUUUGCUGCUCGUUAAGUAAGAAUGGUGACUUAGUGGCGACAGGGGGCGAAGAUGAUAAAGGAUACCUCUGGAACGCCAAUACGGGCGAAAGUAUUCUCAAUACUGGUGAUAGCCAUAAUGAUAGCGUUAUAUUCUCUGAUUUCAAUUACAACGACAAAUAUGUAGCCACAGCCGACAUGCGUGGCAAAAUAAAAUUGUGGCGAAUAAGUGACAAAACUUGUGUCUGGGAAACUGCCUUAAUGAACGAUAUUAACUGGAUAAAGUGGCACCCUUUCAGUGACAUCUUAGUAACAGGUGGUGAAACAGGAGAGGUUUAUAUGUUGAAAACACGAAAGGAUGAUUACAAGAUCUUUGCACAAGGUAGCGGUAUUAAAUCAGAGACUGGUAUAAUUCUUCCAGAUGGGAAACGUGCCGCAAUAGGAUAUGAAAAUGGUAUGAUUCACGUAAUAGAUUUAAAAUCGAACACUUUAGUAUCCACCACUCCCCCUGACCAAACACGAUUAUAUGGACAUUCAAGCAAUAUCAUUGCUCUUGAUUGUUACAUGGAUAAUAAUUUAUUGAUUUCGGUGUCAGUGGAAAGCCAGACUAUAUUAAGCACAGUACAUAAUGGCAAGGUAAUUUGUGUACUUCAAGAUUUGCAUAGGCAUGGCGAUAACAACGAUCAUGUAGAGGUUGCAGCUUUUUGUAAAGAUCCUACAUUCCCUGUUGCUGCAAGUGCAACAGUCACGAGUGAAACAUACGGAAAAAUUUACAUAUGGGAUAUUUCUAAACAAAGUCUUAGGCACGAAAUGGAUCAAGAAGGAAGUGUCACAAAAUUAGUUUGGACUAAGACAUCGAUAUUUUUUACAGCGGGAUUAGAUGGUAAACUAAGAUGUUUCGAUGCGAGAGUAGGUCACUGCCUUCGAAUAUUCUCGGGACACAAAGGGGCCUUAUAUGAUGUAUGCAUAUCCAGUGAUGAGAAGAAAGCAAUAACAGUUUCCGACGAUGGUACUGCCAGGCUUUUUGACAUUUCGUCUAUACGUUAAUAUGUGAUGAAAGGUAGAAUAUUAAAAUAUAAAA
Molecule: messenger RNA, 1398 nt
Organism: Trachymyrmex cornetzi
Lineage: Eukaryota; Metazoa; Arthropoda; Insecta; Hymenoptera; Formicidae
Product: angio-associated migratory cell protein
Exons: 8
Coding region: 105-1364 (419 amino acids)
Molecular function (GO): protein binding
Source: RefSeq, a predicted model, not a curated record